Messenger RNA from Bactrocera dorsalis (oriental fruit fly), 4484 nucleotides. RefSeq lists its product as uncharacterized. The transcript is spliced from 2 exons. The record is from RefSeq and is a predicted model, not a curated record. The coding region runs from base 404 to 1339 and encodes 311 amino acids. NCBI's taxonomy places the organism in Eukaryota, Metazoa, Arthropoda, Insecta, Diptera, Tephritidae.
UAAUUUUAGAGAUUACGAGUCAAUUUCCUACAGGUCCUUAUGAAAUAAAGUACAGUGUUGCUGUGUUUCACCAGUGUUGCUUCGAAACGCACGUAAAUCUUUUGUUGUGAAACAACGAAUGAGCGAGCGAAAACGUGCAAGGAUAGCAGACAUUUUGAUUUAAUUUUUUUUUGUUUUUCGUAUCGGUAUUUAGUUGCUAAAUUCAUAUGUAAUUUUUCGCGUUUUGAAAUUACGUAUAUUUUGUUUUUACAUUAAGUACGCAUAAUUUAAUGUUGGAGAUUUCGACAAUUUCGAAAAAAUACCUGGACGCAUCCUUAUAGCAAAAUAAAGAAGCCGUAAGUGAAUUCAUAAGUUGUAUGCAAUAAAAGUUGGUGCGAAAAUAUUAUAACAAACGCUAUUAAACAUGUCUUGGGUACCAUCAACUGACUUUGAAGAGGAAAUUGUUGAUUCACAACCGGGACAUAAUUUUAUUUUUGGUCAACUGUGUGAACCAACACAACAAACUUUUUAUCCACGUCCCAAAGAACAUUUGGAGUUUGUAGCGCAACAGAAAUCUGCGAAAAAUAAACGUGAAAACACUUUGACAAACUCUCAAAAUCAUAAAUUGAAUCUUAUUGCAAGAGUGCAGCGUAUUGCUGGUACUAAACCAUUGGGUGAACAACCGACCAUCAAUGAUUGGGAUGACAAUGACAAUGUAGAACGCGAAGCGAUCGCUUUGAUGAGACAUGUUGGUCUCGGCCCUAGUUUGGAGCAACCAUUAGACGAAGUUCGCACCAUAGCCACACAUCCCAUAACGGAGGAGAUGAAAAUAAAUAGAAAUGGUCGCAAACACAUGCCAGUAUUUUUUGAUGAGAAAUUUUUUGAAUUAAAACCGCGUGUUUCCCGAUCGUCGUCAUCUUCUGGCAACAAUAGUCCUGUAAUUGAAGAUGCUACGACUAAUCUUAAUGAUUCCUGCGCGUCACAGAAGACCAGCAGCAAUGCCACAUCAAGUGAAUUAACGCAUGAUCUAUCUUCUGAUAUUCUUAAUAGUGGAUUUGAGAGUGCAAUAGAUAUUGUCGGUGAUGAGGAGAGUUUUGAGACUGCACGAGGAAGUGAUAAAGGAUACAAACCGCAAAAUUGGAGAGGAGAUGAUGUAGAAAAAAAUACACAAAAUUGGCGCAGCAACGACACAUUUAUUAAGAGUCAAUCAUGGAGGAGUACGAAAACAACAUACGCAAAUAGAAAUGUAAUUAAUAGAGAAAGUCAGAAUAAUGUAUGUAAUUGGCGUUCAAUUCAAAAGAAGUCACCUUUAUUAUGUUCACCCAAAGAAUUGUAUGAAAAGAAACGUCAAAUGAUUUAGAAACCACAGAAAACACAAAACUCAGCAUAAAUAUAAUUUUAUAAGUGGUGAAAAAUUAAAAACAAAUCGGAUUCUAACGAAAUUUGAUUGCUUACCUGUACAAAAAUUAAUUUUUAAUUGGCAAUUGUCGAAAAAAUACAUAAUAUAACUGUAGAUGUUAAAUAAAUUAACAGUACUUCAAAUUUUUAUAGUAAAAAUUACACAAAGAAAUAUCUUGGAGUGAACGUCUGUAAUAUAAAAUCUAACUGCCAAAAGUCGUAGACGUCAUUUAUAAGAAACUUACUACUGCUCGCGGGUUAAGUGUUAGAUAAUCAUAUAAAUAUAAAAGAACUAACUUCUUGAAAAGGGAACAAAAAAAAUGUAAAAUUUAACUUUAUAUGAAGUGAAGAUACUACUUAAUUGAUUGAAGAGUUAAAGGGGUAUUCUACUCUAGAAAUCAAAUUUUGGUCAGUUUUUUGAAUUUUAUUUAAAAACAAAAAAACAAAAAUAUUUUUACUACCCAUUUUUUUAUGGCGUUUUUAUUGAUAUCUUAGGAAUACAGAAAAAAAAAUUUUACAAAAAAAUAUUAAAAAUUAAAAUAAUUAGAGGGCGCAUUCUGGUGACAUUGAUCCUGACUCUCCUGGUGGACUGAAAAAAAAUCAAAAGAAAUUCUUAAUCAGUAAGGAUGCUGUUAUAGUCCCUAUGAAAAGUGGCGACUGCCUGAAAAUAAAAAUAAUUUUUUACGCUUUUUUUUGAAAUUCCUGAAUUUUUUUUUAAAUAUUAAAAACAAAAAUUUUUUACACGAUGCUGGAAGGAACGAUAAAGGAUUAUAUAAAGAAGGUUUACACAAAAUUUCAAGAAAAUCGGUUGUAUAGAAUUUGAGAUAAUGCCGGUACCGUGUGGAAAAAAGUAGUUUCGAGAAAACGCGUUUAAAGUUUUACGUAAAACGAUAUUCGCUCAACCGGUCUAGUUGCUACGUCACUAAAAUGGCUAUAACUUUGAAAAUAUUUUGAGUUUUGAAAAAUCCUUCUAGGGAGAUAUUUUUGAAUAUCAAAACUAUCGAAUUAGGAAGAAAAAAAUUUCGAUUUUUUCAAAUUUCUAGAGUAGAAUACCCCCUUAACAGUCAAAUAGCAUGUGUUCCAUUAUAUUUAACCAUAAUGUUCUAUAUCAUCAUUCGUUUCCAAAGCAAUUUAUUGAUUUAUGAUGAAAAGAAAAAUCUUCCUUGUCUGUCUAAAACUGUUAAUUUUGAAGAUAUGUAUUUUAAAUUUGCCAAUAAUAAGCAAUUUGGGAGGUUCGGUUAAUAUAUAUCAGCAACUGAACACCGGUAUCCAUACAUAUUAGAGGUAUAACUCUUUUUUGAGAUAUACAUUAGGGUGUUAAGUGUUACAUGUGUGUUGCAAAACUUCUUUCCCCAUUACACGUUAGAAUACUUUUUUCAUACCAUCGUUUUGCAACAUGCAAAACAUUGCAGAGUAAUAUAUAAAAACUUUUAUUAAUAAUAAUGAACAGUUAAAAGACCUGUCUAUAUGUAUAGUUUGGUAACUAUAAAUGUAUAUAAAUUCAAAGAUAGGGCGUAAAAGGCUGAGUGUAGCGUUUGCUGUAUGGCACGUAGCGCCGUCCUGCUGGAACCAAAUGUUAUCCAAGUCUUCCUCUUCAAUUUGCUUGAAGAAAAAUUCGGUUAACAUUGCGCGAUAUCGCUUACCAUUGGUGGUUACGGCGGUUCCUUCUUCAUUUUCGAAGAAAAAUGGGCCGGUGAUUCCACCAGACCAAAAUCCGCACCAUACAGUGAUUCGUGCUGGGUGCAUUCAUUGGCUUGUUGGCGAUUACGUGCGGGUUUUCGGUGCCCCAAAUGCGACAAUUCUGCUUGUUAACGUAACCAUCGAGGUGGAAAUGAGCCUCGUCCGAAAAGAUGAUUUGUCGGUAAAAUUGACCAUCCUCGGUCAAACGAUCUUCUGCCCAAUCUGUCAAUAUUUCCCAGUUUUCUUCUAGUGAAUAGCGACCCAUUUCGUAAAUUUUAGACUUUUUACUGAAUAUCUGUCACUUUCCGAAUGGUAUUUGACGUUUCCAAUGUCGAAAUAUACGUAUGUAUAGAUAAUUCAAAUUUAAAACGUUAGAGGCCCACCCGUUAUAAUACAUAUAAAAGUACAACACAAAAACAAAUAAUUGUAUAAUUGAGAUCCAUCGAUUUUAGAUCAACCCUACGACCUAAUAUAUGUAUAUAAGUCCUCAGAAAAGGCCAUUGCUUUUGCAAUGUAUACAUAUUAGUAAAAUAUGGUAUCCUUAAUAUUUUUACGACAAAUAAUAGUUUUACCCAAGAAGUUAAUCUGUACAACUCGAACUCAGUUAUUUGAAGGUUAUUGUUUUCUAGCAAAGUAUCUAGACCCUGUAUGAGUUAGAGCGCAAGUAGAUUGUCAUCGAAGUCUGGGAAACAAGUUGUUGCGAUAGAACUAUAGGGAGUUGGUUUAAUGGGGUAUUUUAAUCUUGUUGCAACUGUAGAAAACAUUCCUGAAAUAAUUUUCAAGAAUAUCGCCGAAAUGACAGCGACCUACGGUCUAUUGUGUCCUCCCCUAUAUCACAUAUGUUCACCAAGGUCCAGCAACCUGAACAAUUCCAGGAGCCUUCUGGGCGCGACUGAGGUGAUGUGAUCCCUGUCCACGUAGAUGGAACCUAGGGCGUUUACCCUGCUUUUGCAAAUUGCUGGGCAAUCUAGAAUCAAGUGUUCUGGGGUUUCUUUUCCAUGUGGCAGAGCCGGCAGUUUCCGCUAGAGACUAUGCCCACGUUGGACAAGUGCUUCCUGAGCCUGCAGUUCCCUGUGUAGAGCGCGAGAAGUAGUCGGAAUUCCUACUGCCAGUGCUGUUCUCUCCCCACACUAAUAUUUCUGUUCACAAAAGUACUUAUUUUCAGAAAGUUAACAUUAAAUUACUGUAAUUUAUUGAUGUUUGUACAAAAAUCAAGAUCCAAAUUGCUUUCAGAAUAUCUCAAAAACAUAUUCAAACACCAAUAAAUUUUUUAAUUUCUUUUCUAGAAUAUUUUAAGUUAGUAGACUUUGAAAUUUAUCGCUACUGUAAUUUUGUAUUAGUUUGUAUAUUAUUACAUACAAUUUUUGAAUAUUUUUAAGUUUCCUUUGUAUUAAGAAAAUAAAUAUUUGAAUUACACACACAAUUUA